Chinchilla lanigera (long-tailed chinchilla) is the source of this 910-nucleotide messenger RNA. RefSeq names its product chromosome unknown open reading frame, human C7orf34 (gene Sofu1). The record is from RefSeq and is a predicted model, not a curated record. Gene Ontology annotation, biological process: fusion of sperm to egg plasma membrane involved in single fertilization. Lineage: Eukaryota; Metazoa; Chordata; Mammalia; Rodentia; Chinchillidae. Bases 124 to 531 code for a protein of 135 amino acids. The transcript has 2 exons.
UCUAAUGCAAAAGAAGAGACAAAAAGCAGCACUGGGCAGGGAUAAGAGCUGGGACACAAAGAGGGCAGGAGCCUGCUGGGCAGUGGGAGCAGGGGCCAGAGGCCGUGGUGGGUGGGCAGCCCCAUGACUUCCCUGGGCUCCCAGCACAGCAGGGCAGCACUCCUGGCUGCCAUCCUACUGCUGCUGCUGCAAGUGAGGGCGGAGGAGUCUCAGCAGGGCAGCCCAGGCCCAGAGCAGGGCAGCCCAGGCCCAGAGCAGGGCAGCCCAGGCCCAGAGCAGGGCAGCCCAGGCCCAGAGCAGGACAGCCCAGGCCCAGAGCAGGGCAGCCUGGAAGAGAAGACGCCCCCUGCGGAGCAGGGCCAGGAGGAGUACGAAGAGCACUUCAUGGCCUCUUCGGUGGGUGAGGGGCAGCAGGUGAUGGACAUGGUCCAGCAAGAGGAGGACUUCACCUCGGAGACAGCAGCUGUCCAAGAUCACCUUUUCAAUGUCGCUCUCUGCUUUAACCUGGCCAGCCUCGUGGUUUUUUUAUGAGGGACAUUGAGGCCGAGGCGGUGGCCUGGAUCCUGGAAGAGGAAGACCUGGACAUUUACCUUCGCUUCUUGAUCGCAUACUGACCUCCUCUCUCCACUGGGCUCCAGGCCACAGCUCCCCAGAAAGAUGCCCACGCUGCUCCCUGCACACUGCUCCCUGCUCUUUCAGAGGCACCUGUCCUUAGGGUGCAGCUUUAGAUGCUUUACCGCCAUGGCUUCUGCCUGAUGCCACCCCAGGCCUGAAGCUUUGUGUUCCAGGUCCAGAGACUUCAUACCAUUCUCCCUCCUGUACUUCCCCUGAUUCUGUCUAAUGUAGCAAAUUGGUGGGAGGAACAUGGACAAUAAAACAGUUGGAAGCACCUUUCUGAAGCUUAACCAAA